AUGAGUAUACUGAGAGUUCCGAUUCGAGCUACAAGUUCAAAUGGAAUCCUUCGUCUUCUCAUAGCUGGACAAGCUCUUUCCUACUCAUGGAAUAUGACAGCGAGAAGUAUAAACAAGCUUCGUUAUCCUCUUCGCAAUUACCUCUUUAACUACUCCUUCUACUUCGAGCAACUUAAAUUGUCUCUUUGGCCUCAAAAAUUUUAUCCUGUUGGUCUUCCCUCUGUAUCUACAGAUUCGAAGUCAUCAAUCGUCUCCAGGUCAGCUAGUGGUGAUAAAAGAGUUUCACUUGGCGCCGGUGUUCAUCCCUUUCUUGAGUUUACAGCGGACGCCCUUUCUGUGCGCAUCAGGCGAUUUCAAAAACUAACUGAGAUCCUUCUGUCUCGAUAUGCCAGGGCUAUCGCCUAUGAACAGGUAAUACUUACUCGGAUGGCGGAUAUCUCAAUUGACUGCUACGCCGCAAUCGCUUGUCUUUCGAGGGCCAAUCGAUCAGCUGAUCUGCAGUUGAGCAAUUGGGAGCAUGAGGUAAUUUUUAUUUAA
Protopolystoma xenopodis is the source of this 537-nucleotide messenger RNA. NCBI's taxonomy places the organism in Eukaryota, Metazoa, Platyhelminthes, Monogenea, Polystomatidea, Polystomatidae. The record is from the annotation of a GenBank genome assembly.